Molecule: messenger RNA, 723 nt
Organism: Nicotiana tabacum (common tobacco)
Lineage: Eukaryota; Viridiplantae; Streptophyta; Magnoliopsida; Solanales; Solanaceae
Source: RefSeq, a predicted model, not a curated record
AUGACGAACACUAGCGGCAGCGGCGAUAAGGUUGUCUCCGAAAAUCCUCAAUCACCCACUCCCGUCCCACCUCCUACUUCCCGAAGUCCCACUACUCCUAGUAGUGGUACUCAAGUGAACCCCACCAUGCCCGGUGCCAGUGCUGAUGGCAGUAGUAGCGCUAGCGCUGGCAUUCCCACCAGAGCGAGUGCCAGUGCUAGUGCUGGUGGAAGCAGUGCUAGGGUUGCAGUCAGUGUUGCUGUUGCUUCUCCGAGGAAGAGAGGAAGCAUGUUGGCUGUAGGGGAAGGAUCGUCAAGAGGAGGGAUGGGUGCGGCAAACCAAACCCGUAGUGUGAGGCCGAAUGUGCCUCUACUGAUUGCACCCCCACCUGCUGCACCGGCGUAUCCUGCUCCUCCUCCUCAGCCCGAGAACACAUGCGUGGUGUGUCACAAAGACUUCCAUUCGAUUAAAGCUUUGUUCGGACACAUGAAUUCGCAUCCUAAUCGCGGGUGGAAAGGUGCGUAUCCUCCUCCUACUUUUAAUAGGGAGGAGUUUGCUGAUCUGCAUGCACAAAUGCAACAACAAGAAGAACAAGAAGUUGUGAGAAAUGCUGGCGACCCCGUGGUGGAAGAAGUACCUCCCGAAAGGCGCGACGUAGUCCCUGAUCUUAAUGUUGCUGAACCCGCGGUAGGGGAAGGAUAUCGUUUGCCUGAUUUGAAUUUACCACCACCAGCAGAGGAAUAA